This is a messenger RNA of Platichthys flesus (European flounder), 2091 nucleotides long. RefSeq names its product homeobox protein HMX1-like. Gene Ontology annotation, molecular function: DNA-binding transcription factor activity, RNA polymerase II-specific; RNA polymerase II transcription regulatory region sequence-specific DNA binding. Gene Ontology annotation, cellular component: nucleus. NCBI's taxonomy places the organism in Eukaryota, Metazoa, Chordata, Actinopteri, Pleuronectiformes, Pleuronectidae. The transcript has 3 exons. Gene Ontology annotation, biological process: negative regulation of DNA-templated transcription; regulation of transcription by RNA polymerase II. The record is from RefSeq and is a predicted model, not a curated record. The coding region runs from base 260 to 1090 and encodes 276 amino acids.
CUCCCGACCACAAGACACACUCGGGUUUUGAUUUAUUAUUUUUUGUUUGUCUGGAGUUUCAUCGCUUCGUGGGGACGGUUUGAAUUUGCGUCCGGAUCUCCUGCCACUGGAGGCUAGAGCUGUAUUUGAGCUCAUGGAUCGCGUCUGGGCGGUUUUACGCGGAGCAGGGGACACUCCUGUUUGGGAAGCGGACAAAUUCCCGGGAAUGAUUUUAUAACGUUCAGAAGGGGAAAGUGUUUUUCGGGGGUUAAACGUCACAAUGCUGGACGAUAAAGCGCCGACGUCGAAGCGCCACUCUGCAUCGAGAGGUUCGUCUUUUUACAUCGAGAAUUUGCUGAGAACCACAGACAGAGGAGCUCCAGCUGAGGAGCGGGUGGAGACCUUGGACUCCAGAGUUAUCGUGCACAGCCCGAUGGUGUGUCCGGGACGUCUGGAGAACGAGGAGCUGAACUGGAGAGGGACGUCAUCAAACACAGCGAUCCACGGCUCAAGAAGUCCACGGUACAGGCCCAGCUACCCAGAUGAGCACGAAGACCCUCUACCGAGCAGCGACCGGGAUUCCCCGGCUUUAACGGGACAGGCGGAGGAGAAGGAGGGAGACAGUUUGACGGAUGAGAGAGAGGACGACGCACCUUCCUCCUGCUUGUCUCGAGAGGACGGUUCUGACCCAGGUGACACCAAAAUGGCCCGGAAGAAGAAGACCCGCACCGUGUUCAGUCGCGGUCAGGUCUUCCAGCUGGAGUCCACGUUUGACCUGAAGCGCUACCUGAGCAGCACGGAGCGGGCCGGCCUGGCCGCCUCGCUGCAGCUCACCGAGACCCAGGUAAAGAUCUGGUUCCAGAAUCGCAGGAACAAGUGGAAGAGGCAGAUCACCGAGGACAUGGAGGCGGGCGGCAGCGCGGCGGCCUCGCGUCCCUACGCUGCCCAGAGGGUCAUCAGAGUUCCCGUGCUGUAUCGCGAGAGCGGCCUGCGCCAAGUGUCCCCCCUGUCUGUGGGCUUCCCUAAUGCGAUUAGCUAUCCAUUGACUUCUCACUUCACUCAUCCUGUGUCGUUCCUGACGCCACAGAUGGCCGGACUGGUGGGACUUUAAAAAGAUGCACGAGAAGUCACGGCGAUUCUUGUGACACUUUGGACAAUUUAUUAAAUAAAGAUGCUGCAACAAUGUUGAUUUUACUUCCAGUUCAGAUUUUGUAAAAUCUAAUUUCAUCUCAUGCACGGAAGAUAAAUCAACCUGUGUCAAACUGAUUCUUUGGGACUUUUUCUAAAAACAACUUUUGAUAAAUAAAGCCAGAUUUAACUCAAGGAGGAUCAUAAGCCAUCGGGAUCCUUCUCUGUAGCUUUUUUAAACAACCUUGAACAAAACAAUUUCUGCACAUUAGCAGUGUUUAUUUCAACUCAUGUUAAAAAUCUGUCAUUUUUUAUGAGUCUCUGUUUAUUUUAAUAAGGAUGAUGGAUAUUUUUUGGGACUCUUGAAGCCGCCCCGAGGACACUACACACAAGAUCACACAGUAUUCAAAUAUGGUUCUGUUUUGUGGUCAUUUCUCAAAAUUGUAUGGAUGACCCACAAGACAGAUGGGAACACUCAAGUGUCAUAAUAUUUCAAGCUUGAGGAAUAAUGGGUUCGGACAUCACUCCAAAACUAGUGUUUGUGUUUGACUGGGAAACGAAACUGCACGAGAAGUACAAAUGAGUUGUCAAGAAAAAAUAUGGGCAGAAAAAAAUUGUGGUGGACUUCUAUCAAGGAGAAGUUACACAAAGAAGAAAAUGUACAGAUUCAAACAUUUUUUCUUUACAAAGAAUGUUUUAAAUUUUAUUUCAUUGUGCAACAUGAGCUGGAACCUUCUCCUGACGUUUGCCACUGGUUUUAAAAGUUCCCUCUGAGCCUUACUUCACAAGCUCUAAAUCUUUUUGACCCUCGUUUGAGCUCAUACACAUCCUGUCCUGGGGAUUAAGUCAUUUGAUCAUUUGACAAAUGCAAACAAAUUGAAAUCUACCAUGCUUGGAAACUCCAUAAUUUAUGAAAAAUACAUUUGUGUUUGUGAAUUUUGAUAGCAUUAGCAAUACCCCUAAAAAUAUUUGACAUUUUUUAUU